Camellia sinensis is the source of this 1448-nucleotide messenger RNA. Its product is annotated as ATP phosphoribosyltransferase regulatory subunit. NCBI's taxonomy places the organism in Eukaryota, Viridiplantae, Streptophyta, Magnoliopsida, Ericales, Theaceae. Gene Ontology annotation, biological process: regulation of abscisic acid-activated signaling pathway; negative regulation of photomorphogenesis. The record is from RefSeq and is a predicted model, not a curated record.
AUCGUCGACGAUGACCGGGUGAACGAUCUCUUGAUCAACCAAGUGAAUAAUUGAAAAAACAAUCGAAUAGAUGACCGGCUUGAAAAUUUUUUACUAAAAAUUUGUUUUAGGUCGAAUGACCACUAAAAUUUUCACUAAAAUUUUUGGUGAUGAAAAACUUGAAUACAGGUGGGAGAUGUUCUAAUUAACUACUCUCGAUUCACGUCUCCCUCCCUCUGCCUAAAAUCGCCUGUAAAACCGUGAGUCGCCGCCGGCAAUUUCUCUCUCUCUCUCUGUAGCUCUCUAAUUUAACAACAACAACAAUAAUGGCGUCGUCGGUCACUCUCUUUCCUCGCUCUCUCUUUUACUCUUCCUCUUCCUUGCCAGAAUCAAUCUCUCUCUCUACCAGGCCGCAUCGUAACAUCCUCCUCCUCCAAUUCCACCUUCAUCGAACCUAUCCCCGAAUCCAAGCUUCCAGACGAAUCUCCAAUUUCCCUCAGGAAGGUAGUGGCUUGGUAGAUGAUCCACGCAACUGGAAUCGCAAACAAGGACUCGCCAUGGAAGACUAUCACGAUGAUCAUGAAGAUGAAGAUGAUGAUGAUGAGGAAGACGAGGAUCGGAGUUUGGAUCUUCUGGUCAGGUUUGUUCAGAAUGUGUUUAAGAAAAUCUCGAGGAAAGCGAGGAAGGCCGUUCGAUCUGUUCUGCCUAUCACCAUAUCCACCAAAUUGUUGGGGUUUUCUGUCAAUGGAUUGAUAAUGCUGACAUUUUUGUGGGUUUUGAAGGCAUUCCUUGAGGUGGUUUGCACCCUCGGGAGUGUAGUGUUUGUGAGCAUCUUGCUUAUCCGUGGCAUAUGGUCUGGUGUGUCCUAUUUACAAGACAGCCGCAAAUAUAGGGUGAGUGAAUUUGAUGAUGAGCGCCGGGCAUGGAAUGGUGCACAGCCCGCAUCUUGAUUUGUUCACUCUGAUGAUUCCAAACAAGAACAAUCUUAUGUUUGAAAAGGGUAACAGGGGAGUAUGCAUCAGGUUUGGUUCUCAUCUUAUGAGAAUGAUUUCUCCUGUUUGAAGAUUCAACACAAGCCAUAUGAGUACUCUGAUAUCUGUGGCAUACAUAAUCAAAACCAUGACGAAUGCUAAUUAUUCACUGGGGCAAAGCUACUAUUCUCUUCUCUUUUACUCUUUUUCCUUCAGUGCACCAAAGAUCGUUAUCUAACAUGGUACACAUUGCUCGACUUGCACUCAACAGACAAAGAGCAGGGUCUCAUCAGUAAGCAACCCUUAUUUUCUCUUGAUAUAUCGAGUAUACCUGUAUACCACUUCUACUUUUCUAUUGAGUGUCGAACAAAACAGUGCUUAUUAAAUGUGAGUCAUAAUUUACUUGGUCACCAUGUAGACCAGACUUUAUAGGUUGUGUUUUACCUUUCUUCAGAUGAGAAGUGAAUUGAGCUUGUUUUGAGAAUUGGCUUCCUAGUA